AUGCCGCGCUUCCUACACACGCACACCGGCAAUUUUGUCUGGAUUGAUGAUCCGGAAAGCUGCUCCUACGCCAUUCUCUCGCAUACGUGGCGCCCCGCGAGUGCAGGCGGUGAGCAGUCGUACGACGACGUCCGGAAGCUCCAGGCCGACAUAUGCGCAGCACUCGAAGCGCCCAAGUCGCGGCGCUUCAAGGUUGCACGGCCGGCAUCCCUUCUCGACCAUCCCGACCUUUCUGCGAAGAUCAAGGGCAUCUGCGCGGUCGCGCGAAAAGCUGGCUUUGACCUCGUAUGGAUCGACUCUUGCUGCAUUGACAAAUCCAGCAGCGCGGAGUUAUCCGAGGCAAUCAACUCCAUGUUCGAGUGGUAUCGCCUGGCAGACAUUUGUUAUGUCUAUCUCGCUGAUGUCCCGGAGGGAGCUACUCCCGCAACUAGCCUAGCAUUCUGGCAGAGCCGAUGGCACACUCGUGGCUGGACCCUUCAGGAGCUCAUCGCGCCGAAGCACAUCGUAUUCCUCUCUCGCUCGUGGCACUUCCUGGGUACAAAGAUGGGGCUGGCUGCGACGCUCGAAAAGGUUACGGGCAUAGACUUUGCUCUCCUGGUUGGUAGAGCUAGCUUGAGCACCUUCAGCGUCGCUCGACGGAUGUCGUGGGCGGCGAGACGGCAGACCACCCGCAUCGAGGACAAGGCGUACUGCCUCAUGGGGAUCUUCGGCAUCCACAUGUCCCCGAUAUAUGGCGAGGGCCAGAAUUCAUUCGCUCGUCUGCAGGAGGAAAUCAUCAGAAACAUCCCGGACCAGAGCAUCUUCGCUUGGGGCCGUAGCUGUCUUCUGCAAGACGAGCGGGAUGUGCGCAGCCUGAACACCGCGUGGCGCGGCCGUGCGCACGAGAGCGCUCUCCUAGCCCGGUCCCCCGAGGACUUCGAAUUCACCGUCGACGAGAUUCCUCUUUCUCCGUCGGAUUUCGCGACGAGUCUUGGCCGGACUCAGGCCGAGCUCGAGCUACCAUCACUCAACUGCGUCUUCACGCCACAAGGUGUAUCCGUCCGACUCCUCUGCCUGGACCUCGCUCUACUUCCGCUAGCCUCCCGCGCCCUCUCCACGCUUGACGAGCAAAACUCAACUUGCGAGGACUGCCAGCGCGAGUCAUCGGCUCAUUGUCUCGGCCUUCUCCAGUGCAAGAACUCCUACGCAGACGCCCUCAUCGCUCUGCCACUGUGUGUUCCAAAAUCUACGGUCGGAGAGCCUUCUGGGUUGAUUGUCACCACACAUGGAAGAUGCGCCAGAGACGAUCAUUCCCCGUUUCGCAUCGUGCGACUCAGUAGGGCGUUUCUGCAAGACCCCGCUCUUCAUCUCGCUCUCAAAUCCCGGGAAGUCUUCAUUCGCGCGCAUCCUUCCCCUAGUGCCGCGCGCGGACCAGCACCUCCUCUGGAUCCCGCACUGUCUGUCUACCUCGACCCUGGGUGCCUCCUGGAUCUCCAAACCCUCGGUUUCAGCGCAUCUGUAUUGGUAGUGGACUGCCCACCGACUACACUGGGCGAAGAGACCAUUGCGGUGUCUGCAAGGACCACGCUCGCGUACGGCGCGUACCCGCAGUGCCCCGAACAGCUAUUGGAGGUCCGGGUCGAUCUGGUGAUAGACUAUGCCGCGCGCGCCACGGUCCCGUUGAGGCUCCCACAAGUCCUAGGCCAGUGCUCCAUGAUACGGUUUUCCAUUCGGCACCUCUUCAAUAUUGCGGUAGCGCAGCCGACGGUGCCCAACCAAACAGAGGUCCUUCGGGCAGCGCCGCUCCACACGGAUCCGUCAAGUCCUCGUUACGGGCUUCACGAGGUUCGCUGUGCCGACGGAGGUACGGGAACUCGCGUGCUGAGCUGGGACUCCGACGAUCCCUCCGGAGCAGUCGACCCCCUGAAGAAGUCCAUCGAAGCCGAGUUCAUCAUCCACACCGACGCGCGCGACGGGAACGCAGAGCAAGAGCGGGGCGCGUUCGACAUACGGCUCCUGCGACUUGCACUGUACGCGGAGAAGCAUGCGCUUCAUGAGUUUGGGUUCGAUGGAUUGCGCCUGUGGAUCCAGCUUACGGAGCCGUAUCCAUUCCGGAGGAUGGUCGAUGCUGGGCGCGGCUCUCACAUAGCUGGUCUCUUCGAGGACAAGCUCGAGACGGACGAGAACCUCAUCGACGACGGUUCCGGUGUGCAUGAUCGUGAUGACACAUGCUCGUUCGCGGAGAACAACGAGGUCCCUGCGGUUUUGUUGCCACUGCCCAUUUCGCUCAGGCAGUUCGAGACUACGGACACUGAGUGGAAACCACCUCCGCUGGGGAUCCGAGCACGCGCAGUUCCGUGCGAGUGGGCCACAAGCUCGCGCCGCUCACCUCGGUGGAGCUCCAGACUUGUCCAAACCUCGGCAUUGUUUCGCAUCUCCAGAUUCAAGACGUUCGCACGCACGCCACGGAUCCGGCUCUUGGAACGUUUGAAGGCAGCAGUUAUACCUGGAGGCCUGACAGCUGAUAACACGGUGCAUUUGAACGUGAGCAACGUUUCACAAUCGUCUACACCCCUAUAAAACUGGCCGGCAUUGAGCACGAUCAUCUAUCAUCUGUACUGGUACGUGACAGCCGUAGUCUGGACGCGCAUCCUAGACCGUGUGGCAGGUUAUAGUGUACAUGUCAAAGGUUUGCUUAUACUACACCACAAGUUACGUAUCAUGUCCCCUGCGAGUUCUUUGUUGACCGUCCUUGACCCGAUUUCCUCCGGAAC
Messenger RNA from Trametes versicolor FP-101664 SS1, 2753 nucleotides. RefSeq names its product HET-domain-containing protein. Bases 1 to 2559 code for a protein of 852 amino acids. The record is from RefSeq and is a predicted model, not a curated record. The transcript has 3 exons. NCBI's taxonomy places the organism in Eukaryota, Fungi, Basidiomycota, Agaricomycetes, Polyporales, Polyporaceae.